CACCCGUACAUCUGCGGUAGAAGAAAUCUAUUUUUGCUACAGAGUGGUUAAGCGAGUCCUCGCAUACCAUUCUUCGUUUUAACCCUUUGGGUGCCGCGGACGCUUGCGAGCGUUGAAUCAGUGCACUGGACAUGACUCAAAAGGUACAAAACUUCCCAGGAGAGACGUUUAGAAAAUGCAAGUUAAUCAUCGUAAUUUAUAAUGACAGUGUACGGGUACACUGUCGCUCAAAAGUUUGUAGCAGUUUUCGAUUCUCGAGAAAGAAGUACACAAAAAAAACUUUCAAAAAAAACAUUUGGGCGAUAGUGUAUGCGCGCAUGAAAUUGAAGAUAGGAACGAAAAAAUUCAUAUUUAACGCGAGCAAACGGUUGCGAUCAAAACGAUCAUGGAAAAAGGAAUAAAAAAUUAACACCAAGUUGCCAGUUCAAGGAUAAACCGAUCGCGUCGCACGUGUCUGCCGUACAUGUCAAGGGAUUCGUGAUAUGUACGUAUGCAAAUAGGAAAUCAGUUAUGAAUCAGUCGUAGAAAUCUGCAACGUAGUGUAAAUAUUCGAUAAACACGACGUAAUGUCAUGUUAAUACACGUGAAAGAUUACUACUAGUAUACAACUCUAAAGAUUUAAUAUCGUAUAGUUAAACUUGAUUAGAACGAGUAUGUCAGUUAAUAGGUGGGGCAAUAAAAAAAUAGUCAAAGAAUGAAUAUAGUAUGUUCCACACGCGUUAUUACAUCUACCGUAAAGCUCCGACUGAAACCUUAAUGUUUCCUGAAUAUUUAUGUGCAUAUGUUUUCGCUAGUUGAAUGUUGUAAAUGUAAACGUUCGAAUACUUUCGUGUAUGAGUGUAUCAUCGUCGGAGGAGCUAAAGUUACUCGAGAAAUAGCGGAGAGACGCGACAGCAAUCGGAGGAGGACAACAAAGAUUUGCGCGGAGUAAACGAGAAAGGUAAGGAUAGUUAGAAAAAGGGGAGGGGAGGAGGGGAAGGGAAACGAUGAGACAGAGCGGCGGAGAAGGGGAAACGAGCGAGAAAAGGAUGGAGGGAGGGAGAGGAAGAGAGACAAAAAAGACAGUGCAACGGGGAAUAGGAAUGGGAUGCGAUGGCGACGGGUAUGGCAGGGGUAGGUCUCACUAGGCGGGCUAACCCGCUGGCGGCAUUGGCAGGUAUGGCGAUCAGCGCACGGGAAGUCUAUCGUCGCGUUGCAAUGAACGAGUGAAAUAUAACAACGCCCUCGAGGUAGGCCGUGGCCGUCACGAAAUCGAUCACGAGAAGAACGGUAACUCGGGUCGCGAGGAAAGUCGCGCGAACGCGAAACCAAUGCACGGGAUGGAGUAAUAGGAACGCGAACGGUGCCGAUUUCGAUGACAUGUAUUGUCUCGCGAGCGUGCUAAUCGCGGUCGUGGUCGGUUCGCUGGGGACGAAUCAUCCCCGAACGGUGAUCGCGUAUGCCAACGGUAAAUUGAAUUUAAUCAACGUCGCGAAGUGUUGCGAGCUCGAGGAGCUUCUCGUCGACGACACGUGCACGCCAUUGGCGGAAACGAACGAGACGGAGUGGCGACCGGAAUUCGUGGUGGAAAAGGUGAACGGUAUCUCGCGAAGCAGACAGGUCGAACCGAAUUAUCAGCUUAAGAUAGGAAGGCCAAAGUGCCAGCCGAACGAGCGCCAAUGGAAGGUAUACGACACCGAGGAGGAUCGAUUGGCGAUAUUGACGACCGGUGUGUUGCGACACUACACCACCGAUCCGACGAAAAAAACCAACGAGAACAAAGGUGUUUACGGGCUCGAUUCUACGGUACCAAUGGACGAGGAUGAUCUCGACACUGUGUCCAUUCAUUACGAUUAUCAAUUCGGUCACUAUUGCGCGGAUAAAGCAAGUUUGACCAGAGAUCGGCUCGUAACUACGUACGCUAUGAUCUGCGUACCCGACGUAGUUGUCACAUGGAGCGAUACAAAUUAUUUGAUGAGACACGCGAUCGAUCCUGCAUUUCAUGCGAUGUCGAUAGCUAGUUACCUGAUUGUCGCUGUUGUCUAUUUCGUCUUGCCGCAGUUGCGUGAUCUCGUGGGAAACAUGAUAACCAGCAUGACUUUGUGCCUUAUAGCCGGUCAAUGUGCCUCUAUGGUUAGAAUAUUCACGGAGUUCGGCAAUCACAUCAGUUUUAUGGUUGCCGAUACUGUAAUGUAUGUCUCGCUGUUAGCUGCGUUUUUCUGGCUGAACGCCAUGGGCUACUACGUGUGGAGCACUUUUCGUUCACGUAACGUAUUUUUACGAGUUACCGACGGCAGAAAAUAUUGUUACUAUUCCACGUAUGUUUGGGGCUCAACGGUUUGUAUAGCGGGCACCGCGAUUUUCGCACAUUUCGCUUUAGAAACUACCAAACCCAUGGUUGGGGGAACGAUAUACCCGCCUCAAGAAACGAUCGGUUGGCUCGGUAUUUCUGUAUUAUUUACAUCUAUCGCGCUCACGAUAUUGGUCGAUUUAAGUUUCGUUCUGACGACCGCGAAUAGGAUCAAACGUAUGAGCACGUACGGUCGCAUUCAUCACAAAAUGAAGUACAGCUUCAAAAUGUUCGUUUUCUUGUUUGCCCUGAUGAGCACCGGAUGGCUCGCGCUGUUACUGUCGCGACUCAACUUCGAGGUACUCGUGUAUUGUCAAAUUAUUAUCAAUCUGUUUCAAGCAAUUUCAAUAUUAUACGUUUGCGUGUUCGGUCAAAGGAGAGUUACAUUCUUGCUGGGGAAAACAUGCAAUUGCUGUAAUUCGAGAGAAAAUAUCGAAGGGCUCGACUGGGGCGAAGAAAUGACUGCCAUUAACGCGGGAUAUUAAAGACCCGAUUUUCAAACGAAGUAUUCUAUCCGAUGAUUAAAAAUUUCGGUUUCGUUUUGCAUUUUUUUUUUUUUAACAUUUUGAAACAAGUAUAUCAAACGAGGCCGAAAAUUUUGAAUUAAACCGAGUUCUCUUCUAGUACAUGUGUGUUAGACUUUGUAUGUCAAGUCAUGCUUCGCAACAACAUGAGCGAGCGACAACAAAACAUAUCGAUAAUUAUGUAAACAGUAUUAAAUACGCUGGAAAAUUAAUAAAUAUGCAAUCUAUUUACAUCGAAAAAUGUAAACUUAAACGUAUAAAUUUUAAUGUAAAUGACAACCGAGUAGAAUGAGAUAUUGUAUAUAAUAUUUAUCUGCAAAGUGUCAUAAAACUUAUCAACGAUGCAAUAUAAUUCACUCUAACUAUUUUCAAGCAUAC
Messenger RNA from Colletes gigas, 3231 nucleotides. It is a transcript of the gene mthl5, whose product is annotated as probable G-protein coupled receptor Mth-like 5. The transcript is spliced from 2 exons. NCBI's taxonomy places the organism in Eukaryota, Metazoa, Arthropoda, Insecta, Hymenoptera, Colletidae. Bases 1360 to 2814 code for a protein of 484 amino acids. The record is from RefSeq and is a predicted model, not a curated record.